AUGGAGUACCCGCCGCAGUAUCAGCAGCAUACUCAACAUCCUCAUCUGCAGGGAGGCUAUCAGACGUCGCCACAGAGCGCCGGCCCCGGCUCUCUCCAGUCACCAUCGGGUCCUCAAUCGCAUAUGCAACAACACAAUCCGAAUCAAGCAUCUCCUAUCCUUCCUUCUCAGACCCAGAACCAUUAUCAGCCUCAACCGGCUGCCGGGGUCCAUCAACCAAUGGGCUAUCCUCAAUAUGGUGUCAAUGCAGGAAUGUCACAAGGCUAUGGCAUAUCGCCCACUCAGGCUGCGGCCAUGGCCACAGCAGCGGCAUCAGGACAAAUGCCGCCUCUCCCGUCGACUGUAAGCAUGCCUCAGGCGGGACAGAUGAAUGCGCAAAGGCGCAUGAGCCAGCAUAUCACGAGCCCUCAUGGACAGGUGUCUCAGCCCGCCAUGAAUCAUGCCUUGCCUCGACAGUCUGUUCCACCCGCCAUGCCUCCCCCACAGCAGCCUGUUCAGGCACAAGAGGAGAUAUCAGGUGGAGGGGCUGAGGAGUCUCCCCUCUAUGUCAAUGCGAAGCAGUUUCAUCGCAUCCUGAAACGGCGCGUUGCCCGACAGAAGCUAGAGGAGCAGCUCCGCCUUACCUCCAAGGGCCGGAAACCUUAUCUGCACGAGUCGAGACACAAUCAUGCUAUGCGCAGACCUCGUGGUCCCGGUGGUCGAUUUCUGACCGCAGACGAAGUAGCCGCACUGGAGAAAGGCGAAGGGGGUGAGAACGGUACCCCGGUCAUCAAUAAGCCCGACAAGGCGACGUCGGGUACGAAGAGAAAGGCUGGGACCAGCAACAACGAGACACCCAGCAAGAGGUCGAAGGUCGCCAGCGAAAGCGCAGAAGACGAUGAUGACGAUGAUGGCGAGGAGGAUACCGGCUAA
Messenger RNA from Cladophialophora yegresii CBS 114405, 912 nucleotides. Its product is annotated as nuclear transcription factor Y, alpha. Gene Ontology annotation, biological process: regulation of transcription by RNA polymerase II. The transcript is spliced from 2 exons. Gene Ontology annotation, cellular component: CCAAT-binding factor complex. NCBI's taxonomy places the organism in Eukaryota, Fungi, Ascomycota, Eurotiomycetes, Chaetothyriales, Herpotrichiellaceae. Gene Ontology annotation, molecular function: RNA polymerase II cis-regulatory region sequence-specific DNA binding; DNA-binding transcription factor activity, RNA polymerase II-specific. The record is from RefSeq and is a predicted model, not a curated record. The coding region runs from base 1 to 912 and encodes 303 amino acids.